Molecule: messenger RNA, 3855 nt
Organism: Diachasmimorpha longicaudata
Lineage: Eukaryota; Metazoa; Arthropoda; Insecta; Hymenoptera; Braconidae
Exons: 5
Coding region: 1000-3180 (726 amino acids)
Molecular function (GO): sequence-specific DNA binding
Source: RefSeq, a predicted model, not a curated record
GUGACUCCAGUGAACGAUUAAAAAGUGCCAAAGUGAUUCAUAAAGUCUAAUUGUGACUCCUCCAAAGCCACUGAAAUAUUUCAGGGGUAGUUUUUGUACAAGUGAAAGUGUGACGUCACGUGUGGAGCGAUAAUUUCGUGUAAACAACAGUUCCUAACCUAGUGCAAAAUCAUCUCCAGGUGCUUGUUGGUAAUGAACAUUCAUGGCAAAUGAUUUUUGGUGAUCAAGUGGAAUCGGGUGGUGAACAUUUUGGUGGAUCAUUGAACUCGUGGGCUGUUUUUUUUUUUUAUCCAGAACACUCACCAAAAUGGUACCUUAUCUCCAUUAUCUUUGGAGACAUUCAAGUUCAAACAUUGUCACGAGCCAGUGAUAAUCUCGAUUAUUUUUUGGGUGAAGUGAAUCGGAGGAAGGGAUGACCUGGGAGGGCCUCAAGCCCUGACGUCAACGAUUAUUGAGGAAAAUAUAUUUAUGGAGAAGGGAGAAUGGAUUCUAGGGGGAUUGAGAUAAUCGUGAGGAUGAGAAGAUAAUACCUCAGGCAUUUCAUUUGAGAUUAAUUUUGUAGUGGAGUAAAAUAAGACUGGACAUUUAACUCGUGAUAAUUUUCAGAUAAUCUCUUGUUAUUUUUGAGAUACUCCUUUGGAAAAUUUGCGACAAUUUUGAGUGGAAAAUGUCAGGACAUCAUUUAGUGAAUUUCAUAUCCAAUUUCAUCGCUGUUGAGAUGAAAUAGCCAAGAUAAUUCGCCACAGAAUAUUUUUGGACAUAAUCACAGAAUCUUCCAAAUAAUUAGGAGAAAUAAUUAUCAUCGUAGAUAAUCUAUCGUCCACUUCCGCAGCCGGAGGAUUCAUGUGCUCCAGGAGAUAACGACAUAGUUCUCGUGAUAAUCACCGUCGAUAUAUACUUUCCAAAAGAUUGUUGAAACAUUUUUGUGCCAUUAUUUGUUUGGAUAAUCAUCUUGAGAUAAUUUUUUUUUUCGAUAAUUUAUCGAUUGUUGAUGAAAAAAUGCCUCAAUGUGCAGUAGCAACAUGUAGAAAUAGUCACCGACGUACUCGUGGCCGUCGUAUCCGUUACCAUCGAUUCCCCCAGAUACCGGAAGUACGUGCUAGAUGGGUACGCGCCUGCGGACGUCCACCCCUGUCUAAUGGCGAUGUACCAUUUAACAUACAGACAGCGCGUAUAUGCUCUUUACAUUUUACGAAUGAUUCGUACGAGAAAGACAUGGAGCAUCUUGUUCUUGGACUUCCGGUGCGCAGCAGACUGCGCAGAGGUGCUGUACCAACAAUUGGUGUGCCCGUUAAUGUGCAGCCGGUGACGAAGAUGCUUGUUGAGGACGCCAAGAGGUCAAUUCUCAAGGUCGCACAUGGUAAAUAUGGUAAAGAGGGAAAAUACGGGGACGAGAGAAUUCACGAUGCCAACGAGGGAAUGAGAUACUACAAAAAAUUUGACGAUGAUGAUGGACCUAUUUGUCAGCAGAAAAUGUCCCCUGAACAGCAGAAAAUGGCGGGCAUUGAUGUGCUGCUUGCUCUCGGGCUCAAACCAGCAUCACGUUUAAAUAAAAUGCACGCAAUGGACUGUGCAACAUCGAGUCCAUCGAGUGGUAAGCCUGAAAAACGUGAAGACGAGUCGAGAAGUUCUCCAAAAGUACCUCAAAAUCGUCAGAAUGGUGCUGCCCUACCAGAAGAGACAGCAACCCCUACAGUAGUGAAGAAGGAGAAUCAAUCGGAUGACGAGGCAACCGACAUCAGGAAGAAGACGAGGAGUAAAGAACGCAAGAGAAAAUCAACGGAGGAUCCAUUCUCAAACGGUAAUCCUAAGAGGAUAUGUUUCGAGCAGCGAGAGAGAUUCAUCGACUCUUUGGUUGGUUGCGACAGGAUUAGCGCUGAGGAACUAGCCACUAGAGCUGAUGAACUACGUGCUGAGGUCCAAGCUCUGGAUGAGUUGGCUCGUGCAAAAGAGAUGGAGUGGAACGAGAUUCUCUCCAUGAGGAAAUUGAAGGAAGAGGCCUACCUGCGAGUCGAACGAAAGCGUCAAGUGAUGGGCUUCCUGGAGAAUACCAACGGCCAAAUAACUGAGAGCAUUCCCCCAGCCUCUCUCUCCCUGACCCCAGACUGGGAGGCCCCAGUGCCACCCCAGGAAGCCCCAGCUCCGACUGAGUCCUCCAAGGCCUCUCCGCCCCCUCAGGAGCCCCCGGUUCCGACAAAAAAAUCACCAGAUCCCCAGGUACAUCCCCAAAAAUCUCAAAAUCGACAGCUGACUGUUUCCCAAGUGUCAGCAAAGCCACCCCAGGAGCCAAAACAUCAGAAGAGAAUUCUCGACGUUCAGUUAGACACCAGACAGAUUGGCGAGGGCAGACAGGGGCCACUUCUCGAUGUCAGAUCAGUUAUUGCUGAGCAUAGACUUCGUCAUCCUGAGACUGUACCCAGAAGGGGCAGGAGAAUGAGGAAUUCCGUGAACAUUGGACUUGCAGCUGGUGGUGGAUUUGUCGAGACCAUUCACGAUUCCAGGCCAUCCAGCACAGAUUCAUGCAAGUCUGGAUCAAAUCCUGAUGUUAAUUACAAAGAUAUUCAUCUUCAAUUUGCCAAAUUUGCGAGACAACAGUCAGAAACAACUGGAACAAGUGGUAAAAAUUCACAAAAUUAUCCAGACGUUACGUUACAUCCUGUGGCAGCUGGACCAGUUGCUACACCUGGGGGACAAAGUGGAAGUUUACUGCAUGGUAUUUUGACCAAGAGCCACAGCCCAAGGCCCACUACCUUCUCACCGACACUUGCCAAACUACUCACAGCCCCUGAGAGGGAGAGGGGACAGGUGCAGGUUGCUCAGAUGGUUCAGGGAUUCCAGGGAAACAGUGGAGUGUCAAUCAGCGAUCUUCUCAAUUCUUCUAAGGCAAGACGGGAAAUCACAAUAACUCCAGUGGGGAAUACUCCAAUACAAUCUUCUCAUUCUAACAAUGUUGUUCAUGUGGAGGAUGUGGAAGAGGAUAACUCAUUGAUAGAAGAGAGAGACUCGAGACGAACCUCGUCUAGGGAGAAUCGAGAAGAUAGGGACACACCACCGAGGUGUCAAGGGUGCCAAGAGCGUGCUGCACAAUUCGUGUGCGCUGGCUGUGGAAACCAGUGGUACUGCAGUCGAGAGUGUCAGGUUUCUGCUUGGGAUGAACACUCGGAGGUGUGUUCUGGCUAACAUUAAAUGACUUCUCAAUGACGUUUUAAAUUCCCAAAAUCAAUGGAGAUAAUGCAGCUCAGAAACGUCUAUUGAAUAAUCUAGUCAAGAAUAAAAAAUGAGAGAAGUCGAUCACCCAAAACAAAUCAUAAUAAAAUUUCUAAAAAUAGUUUUUCACUCGACACUUACACAAUUAUAUUUUUUACGUAAUUGUCUGUGAAAAUUGAGGCUAAGGACCACGAGAACAUUGAACAAAUGUGAAAAUUUCAAGACUUGACGCGACCAGGGAGCAUUGUGAGGAAAUAUUUGGAAUAAUUUCACAAAAUGAGAAUGCCAAAAUUUCGUUAUAGAGAUUCGUUAAAUUUCCUCACUCAAGACCACGUAUUUUAUUAUGUCUUUAUGUUAUUAUUCAUGAAUUCAAUUCAUUGUACUUUUUUUCGUUUUUAAUUUGUCUCCAUAGCACUUUGAGUGUAGUGAGAUCAAUUCGUAGGAUUUUUUAUACCAAAAAAAAUAAUUAAAAUGUUUUUAUAAACUUGAGCAAUUGAUGAGUUUCUGCGAAUUUUGAUUCAAUUAAUGUUAUAACGGUUAAUGAACACAUAAUGGGAUUUUUGAUGGUUUCAAACGUGAAAUGAAACGAGAUCUACAAAUCUGUAAGAUUGAAGGACAAAGGUAAAUAAAGUUUUUAAAAUAUAAAAA